Topomyia yanbarensis is the source of this 1171-nucleotide messenger RNA. RefSeq names its product THO complex subunit 6 (gene thoc6). The transcript is spliced from 2 exons. Gene Ontology annotation, biological process: mRNA export from nucleus. Bases 168 to 1151 code for a protein of 327 amino acids. Gene Ontology annotation, cellular component: transcription export complex; THO complex. The record is from RefSeq and is a predicted model, not a curated record. Gene Ontology annotation, molecular function: protein binding. Lineage: Eukaryota; Metazoa; Arthropoda; Insecta; Diptera; Culicidae.
GUACAUAAAAUAUGAUUCCGAAGGGUCAUUCCAAAAAAAUUUUACUUGAAUGGAUGUAAACAGUACUGCAGGCCGCGUCUAGCUGUAAAUUUUGCAAACCUCAGUGAGUGGUUUUUAAUAGAUUGUAUUUUAAUCACUUAUUACCAUCGGUAAAAAUAGUCCUCACAAUGGUGGACAUUAAAAAGUGCUUUUACACAACUAUUCUCUCUCAAACAAUAUCAAACGACGGGAAAUUUUUGUUUUGCGGAAGUAAUUUCGGGGAAAUUUUAGUGUACAGCAUCGAUCGUAUUUCCUCCUGUGCCGACAGUUCGGUGGUCGAUCCCACCGAUCCACAGGUAGUUUUCCCUCUGCCGGAAAAAUGUCAAAUUUAUAGUCUAUCAUUCCACAAAGACUUUCUAAUCGUCGGUUUAAAUGGAGAAAUUUGCGGCUAUUUGUGGAAUUCAAAGGCUGCCACUAUCGGAAAGAAAGCAUGGACCGUCAAACUUCCAGCAUCAGUCGAAUAUACAGAUAUCAAUGAAGUGAAUUAUCUUUGGUUGGAUAAAGAAGAAGAAGUGCUCUACGCGGGCUGCGGAGACAACAUAAUGUAUGCCAUUUCUCUAGAGGAUGGCCGAGUGGUUCGGAAGUAUCAAGGCCAUCAAGAUUACAUUCACUGCGUUUCCGGUUGUGAAGGAAAGUUAGCGACCGCCUCGGAAGAUGGAUCGAUUCUUUUGUGGGAUCCACGACAGACAAAGUUCACUGGGAAAAUCGAACCACACAGCAAUGAAUUAUUGAGUCGGUCCGAUUUCGGCAAGUGGCAAGGUACUGUUUCCAUCACGGAAGACUGGCUGGUUUGCGGCGGCGGACCACGAUUCUCACUGUGGCAUUUACGCUCGUUGGAGUGUACGACGGACUUAGCAUUUCCGGAGCGGGUUCAUGUGUCCGGAUUCGUCGAGGACUUGAUUUAUGCGGCAGGUCAUUGCAAAAAUCUUUACCAAUACAAUUUCAAUGGGGACGUAACGGCAGAGAUUCCCAUAUCAGCUCCUGCAGUGUACAGCGUUGUGCAGCAGAGUGAGCCAACUAAACUUAUGGCUAUUGCCGGUGCUUCAAGUCAGAUUGAUGUUUGCACUAACUUUAGCUACCGAGACAUUGUACUGAAUACGUAUAAGAAAUAAAUGCGAGGGGUCCAAAACUA